This is a messenger RNA of Macrosteles quadrilineatus (aster leafhopper), 3642 nucleotides long. RefSeq lists its product as uncharacterized. The record is from RefSeq and is a predicted model, not a curated record. Bases 389 to 2875 code for a protein of 828 amino acids. The transcript has 2 exons. NCBI's taxonomy places the organism in Eukaryota, Metazoa, Arthropoda, Insecta, Hemiptera, Cicadellidae.
GUAGUCAGUCCACGUCGCAACGUCACACCGUCAGAGUCGUGUGUUACUAGUCACUAGUCACUGUAGUCAUAGUCACUACGCCCCGUGACCGCAUGCUAAACGACACUCGCACACUAACUACUAUAGACCCACUCACUCAGUUACUGUCACAAGGAACAUGUGGUGUAUAGAUACUUCAGUGCACACGCAUGUUCGUCAGUGAAAGUUUGUUUACCGUUGUAAUUGUCAAUCGGCUUGUUUACGUUUGACAGUGUUUUCAUAUUUUACAAAAUUUAAAAGUGCGCAGUGAGUCCUAGCAUGCGCUCAUCCGGGCGAGCAUCGGAGACCCGAACGGUGGAACGCGAAGGUGUCGCGCAAAGUCGAGUGCUGUGAAGUAUAUAUCGCCACGAUGAGGAAGGACAUCAAGAAAUCUUCGUACUACGUGUGGUUCCUCGGUGCACAGGAGGCCAAAGGACUUCGAGGUUUGGAAUACAUCGCACCCGUCGUCCGCGACCUCGUCGACCGGGAGCGGGAAGUGGAGCCAUUCAAAGUAACACUCCAAGUCAGCCACAAGGGGUUAAAGAUAGUCCAGAACGUCCCGGCAGCGGGGGUCGCCAUAGCGAGAGGUAAACCUGCUCCUAAAGCAUCCGGAAAGCCGGAAGUAGUGAAACAUUUCAUCCCGCACCACGCGGUAACCUGUGUGCAUCAACAAGAAGACUUGGUGGCGUGUAUACUGCUGCUGUUCAACCCCGUCACAGAGUGUCCGGUCCACGUACAUGCUUACAGAUGUGACUCUGUCGAGACUGCCACAGUUCUGCAUCGUCAGUUGAGGGUCCUCAUAGAUCGUCCAGACAACCAGAAGAAACUCGGAGAGAUAGAGGCCCGACUGACAGCUAAGGGCUUGCUCGGGCCUCAGACACGCAAGAGAGUCCCGGUCACGGGGUCCGAUGGUCGCAGCACUAGGGAGUCGGAGUCUUCGGGAGGAUCCUCUUCCGAGCGAUUAUCCGGUGUCGGUAACCCAGAGCGACUCGCCAAUCUGUACGACUCUUUGGCUGCCGAGCUGAGGGAGAAGCUGGGUACCAAGGGGUCGCAGGCUCACGCGCCCAUCCUGCUGCCUCCUAGAGACUACGACACCGUGCAUCGUCAGAAAGGGAAUCUAUCGCACAUCAACGCGAGGAGAUGUCUCAACAGCAACAUCGUCGGUGUCAACGUCACUGCCACGGGAGGUCCUGGAGUAGCAGCCGUGGGGUCUAGUGGAGGGUCCAGUGGUAUCGGCAGUGACCACGCUCCUAGUCCCGACCACGACCCCGCGCCUUUACCUGACCCCGACCGCUUCCUCGACAACCAGUCCACCUCCGAUGAGGAGUGGAAUGCAGAGGCUAACAAGGAUUCACUGUUCCUGGUCCAGGGUGGAGGUGAGAUGUCUCUGCCUCGUGCCAGACGCCUCAACAGCAGCAACAGUGGUCGCGGUCAGAACCACACUGGCGAACAAGUCAUUCAUCCAGACCUUGUCAAGUUAAAGAAACACUAUGGUGCAGAGUUCAAUUCUCAAACAGAUUCCCACCCGUCCAGUGGCCAGCGAAGGAGGAGGAAUGCAGAAGAGCGUCAAAGAUCCCCUUCACCGACUGAUGCUGGAUCCACAAUAGGAUCUCCAACUCCACGAGAUAGAUUCAACGAUGCAAAAGAAAAAUUUCUAUCUCUUGAGAGAGAAAAACAAGAAGAGAGAGAACGACAAGAGAAAGCGAUUAUGAAUGAACGAAGGAGGAAUACUCAGUCCAUCGAACCUCCUAUUCUUCCAGCAAUGAUGCCUGUUGAACGAUCAAGACCCACUCGAAGCUGGUCGAGAAGUAAAGACUCUGAGGACGAAUUAGAAGAUUUAUCACAACGAGGAUACUCAAAUAAUAUCGAUAAUUAUAAGUACCAUAACAACAGAGAUUUUGUUCCGGCUCUCAGAAGGGAACCCUCCUAUAUUAGGAGUCAGUCUCAUGGCAGCAUUCCAGACUCAGAGGAAUAUCCACAAAGGCAACAAGGAAAACACCGAGGAGCACCAUUUGCUCAUAGAGAAGAUAGACAUCUCAGUCCUCCCAGAGGUAACUUAGAUAACCAUGGCUAUAACAUGCCAGAAGAAAUAAAUAAACCAUCCCAUAUGAAUCGUAGGUACACUAGUCCUAGAAGAGAACCGAGUCCUGAAAUUAAGCAAAGAAAAGAACGGUGCACUAGUCCUGUGAUGAAUAGUUCAAGACCUCCUCCUAGGAAGUUUACCGAGGAUAGUCCAGUUGAAGAUAGAAAUUCAAGAUUUGUUGGGAAAAUUCCAAGAGGUCACUUAAGUAUAAAUCAAGUGCCAUUAGCUGAAAGCAAUAAUUCAAUACCUUUAGAACGAUACAGAAGUCCUACGAGGGUUAAUCCUCCUCCUAGACCUUCGAUGAGGCAUCAGAGAUAUCCAACAACCACCAGUGAGGAGGAAGAGGACCGCAGGGAUUAUAGACACAUGAUGCACCCAGAGGCGAUGAACUUCCCACCAAGAGCCAUGCAGUAUGACAAGAAGCGAAGAUCUAUGUACGAAUCAAUCGAAGAUGAAAGACGAAGGAACUCCAAUGAGCUUGCCAAAGAGUUCAAGCGAAGAUCUUAUCAAGACCACGGACCAAAUAUAGAAUCAAAUAGUUUAGGAUACCAAGAGUUAGACGAACGUGAGAGGUAUCCUGGAUUAGAUAGAGAAACUGCAAGACCACAUCAGCCAGAAGAAGUACCGACAUUGUCACCGAGGUAUCGGCACAGUUAUGCUGAACCCUUUCACCAAUACCAACAACCUAUGCAGCCACAUCAUGAAAUGCUCCAUCGCACUAACAGCUCAUUAUCCUCUGGUAGGGUGGGAAUGGCUGCCAUUCAUCCAUACUGAGUCUUCACCAAUGUGUGUGUGCUGAGUAAUAUAAAAUGCUUGAUUUCAUUAUUCAAGCAGCAAGUCUCUUAACUAUAAGUAAAAUGCUCUGUAUAUUCAAGUAUGUUAUUAAUUAUGGCUGGAUCCCUAUAAUCAGUCCUCAAACAAUUAGAUAUUACAGAUUAUUACUGUCAGUUUAUAAGCUUCCCACUCACAAUUUGUGAUAAUCUAUUACUCAACAAGUAAGAUAUUCAUUAUUGUUGCUAAAAAUUGCUAAACAGUAAAAUCAUAAUUCCUUGUGAUGCACAAAACACUACAUGAACUAUAUGAGUGUUUAUGAAAGUAAUUAACAGCCUUCUAAUUACUCCGUUGUACUAUUUCAUGGCUCACUGUUUCCACAACUAACUACUGUAGACAUAAUAUCUCAAAAUGUUUAGGGUAACAUUAUGCAUGUACUUACUACCUCUUUUGUAAGGAUAUUUAACUGUUUUGUACUACUUUGAAACAAUUAUCUGUGAAUAGCAUUCAAUUUGUAAAUUGUAUUAAAUGUUUACCAUGUAUCAUAGAUCUAUUAUAAAUUUUAUUUAUUUAUCAUGUAAUAAUUUGUACUAUUAGUACCAGUACUGAUACUGAAAUUAACACCAUUAAUACUGUGUUAUAACUUUUUAAUUAACUGAGGCUGAGUGAUGUCAUAGAAAGCUUAACUCACUGAUUUUUCAGGAAAUUAGUGUAGACAGUCCAAACCGAUUGAAUUAUCAUGCCAAUAAACAGAAUAUUUCUUUAGUCUA